AUGACAUACAACACAUUCCAAAGUAAUGAUUUCCAAGGAGGUCAUGACGACGACUCAAGUCUCCUAGCUGAAACUUAUAGGCCAUGCAAAACUCUCUAUAUAUCGACCACUACCGAUACACAUACGCUCUUAAAUCUCAGUCCAAGUUCUCGCAUAUCAUUUGUCAAAGAAACAUUCAUAAUUUCAGUGUUUGAUAGAAACAUCAUCCCUCAUCGUGAUUAUGAAUGUGCGUUUUCUUACGCAGGUAGAGAAUUAACAGGUGACGAGACGUUGGAAAGUUGUCAGAUUGGGGAUGAAGCAACGGUAAAUGCUGUUGUGUGGACUCUGGAUCUUACCCUUCACAAGGGGCUUAAGCAGGAAAAUGAGGAUGCAUCCUCUAUGAUUGGGCGUGAUGAUGAGCAGAAAACCAAGAGAUCGGAACGUGUCAAAAGUGCACUAGGUUUAUCAGACCCAGAUGAAGACAUGGAACAAUCAAAUUUACUUCUUCAACUUGGCCCGGUAACUAAGAAGCGAAAGGUUAGAUUUGCUGAUGAAAUUGAUGUUGUGUCACCUCCACAAACACCUUUUCACAUCCCAUCAACUUCAAAAUUUUCGGGACCUCAAGGUUAUUCGAUGUCAGGUGGAUUAGGACAAGGAAGUAAAGCUAUACAUUUCCACGAUACUUUGGUCCAAAAUGCUACUAAAUAUGCUUUUCCUCAAACAGGUUCUCUUGGAGAACUUCCACCGCCCAAGCAUUUGAAACCAACUUUAAAAUAUCCGCCACCUUUCGAUAUAUAUACGGGACAAGAAAAAUCAUUUAAGCCAGUAUACGAUUCUCUUGGGAAUCUCAUCGCACAAAAGGAGGUUUCUCAAGCGAAUUGCGUGGAAAUAAUGAUCUGUCGUCAAAUUCAAGCAAAGACCCUUUACCUGCAGUACGGAACACCGUGUAUAUUCAACCUCCGGGAACUAGACCAAUAUCUAAAUCCUUACCUCCAACGUCGGCUCGUGGGUCGUUAA
Molecule: messenger RNA, 996 nt
Organism: Sclerotinia sclerotiorum 1980 UF-70
Lineage: Eukaryota; Fungi; Ascomycota; Leotiomycetes; Helotiales; Sclerotiniaceae
Exons: 1
Coding region: 1-996 (331 amino acids)
Source: RefSeq, a predicted model, not a curated record